AUGAGCCAUGUUGAUCCGUUGAAUGCACUUAGGAGUGCUACAAUUAAAAAAGAGAAGAUUUCGUUCAUUAUUGUGGAUGGAAGUGAAGAAAAAGAUACUGAACUGAUAAAAGAUGCUACGGACGUAAAGUUCGGAGAAGAGACAGAGAAGUACCCUUUAGACGAAGUAACCAAGUUUUAUAAUGAAGAUAAGCCCCAGACACUCAGAGCGGUUGUAUUCUGUUGGUUACAUGAAAAAUCAUCUAUCGUUGACUACAAAAAUGAAUGUUUAGAGCUAGGUAUUCCAGAUUUUAAGUUCUUGGUGAAAACUGAGCUUACUACCUGGCUUAAUGGAAAUUCUGAUACGUGUGCAUUUGUGAAGGAUGAUGUUAAUGAGGCGAAAGAGGUCCAAGUUUCAGAGGAUUUAGCGGAUUCAACAUCCCAAAAUGGUACCUCAGUUUCAAAGAAACGAAAGUUGACAGAUCCCCAGUUAGAAAGAAUACAUGCUUUUGAGAGAGAAUGCGUUGACCACAAUGCUGUUUUGAGGGGAUCUAAGAACAUUGAUUUCGGAUACCUCAUAUCAGACGCAAAGAGAUUUAUCAGCCAAUUGAAGAAAUCCAAACCGUCAUCAUCAAGUCAUCAAAAGCAGGCGAAAACAGCGCCCAAAAAACAGCCUAUUAUUAUCAUUUCCCCAGCAUCGACAGCCUUAAUAUCUUUAAGUAACAUUAAAGAGUUCCUUGAAGACGGGAAAUUUGUCCCUCCCUCUAGAAAGACAAGUGGCAUUGUUACAAUCAAUCACAAAUCGGAUAGGUUGGUGUCUGCCGCUCAGAGAAUAAUGGUAGUUGAUAAUACUGACAUGUUUACAAAACCUGAAUACUGGGAUAGAGUAAUAGCCAUCUUCACUACAGGUCAAUCAUGGCAAUUUUCCAAGUAUAAAUAUUCACGUCCAGAAUUGUUGUUUCAAAGAUACACAGGUUACUAUGUGAGCUACACUGGUGAUGUGACCCCAAAGCAAAUCCGUGAUUGGAACGUAAGGGAAAUAAAAGUGGACAGGGGCGAGAAGAGAUUCAGAGAUAAAAUGAUAGUGAAAGAUUUUUGGGCUGAAAUUGAAAAAAUACUUAUCAGCAAAGGCCACGGUAGACAAUAA
Messenger RNA from Priceomyces carsonii, 1125 nucleotides. It is a transcript of the gene CDC73, whose product is annotated as Cdc73p. Gene Ontology annotation, biological process: positive regulation of transcription elongation by RNA polymerase II; transcription elongation by RNA polymerase II. The transcript has a single exon. Bases 1 to 1125 code for a protein of 374 amino acids. The record is from RefSeq and is a predicted model, not a curated record. Gene Ontology annotation, cellular component: Cdc73/Paf1 complex. Lineage: Eukaryota; Fungi; Ascomycota; Pichiomycetes; Serinales; Debaryomycetaceae. Gene Ontology annotation, molecular function: RNA polymerase II complex binding.